UAUCUAUCAGGCUACGAAAUCGAGUUAUUCUGAUGAUCUAUCCCUUAUUCUAUUAUUUUCAAAGUUGCGAGAAUCUUUGCUUUCCCAUGAUUAGUUAUUAAGUUGAAAUUUUUAAGUUCUUGAUCGCGCAAAAUUAAGAAAUCGAAGCAUCAGCUUAAAUAGAUCUUACAUCGGAAAUAUUUUGAUGAAGUUUAGAAAAAUUAUCCAACGUGACCACCGAACGAGACCAGGAGCGUUUCUUCUCUCAAAUGGCUCCAAAGUGCUCAGCUAAGGAGUUGAAAGUACUCAUUAGACUCGUGAAACAUGAUCUGAGAAUGAACGCGGGUGCGAAGCCAGUGCUGGACGCCAUAGAUGCACGUGCAUACGAGGCCUUUCAGACAUCGAGGGAUUUGAAGGACGUAGUGACUCGAGUUAUGCAACGGAAGGACAGUCCCAAAAUGACAAAACAAUUAAGUAUAAAAGUGUCCCUGAUGACGCCUGUGCUUCCGAUGUUGGCAGAAGCGUGCAAGAGUGUGGCAUUUGCACUGGAAAGGUGUCCCAAUGGAAUGUACUCGGAGAUCAAAUACGACGGGGAACGAGUACAGGUGCACAAGAAGGGAUCCACUUACCAGUACUUCUCGAGGAGUCUGAAGCCUGUAGUAGCACACAAAGUGGCCCAUAUCAAAGAAUUCUUACCUCAAGCGUGUCCUGCUGGCAAUGACAUGAUUCUGGACUGCGAAGUUCUUCUAGUGGACACAAACACUGGACAACCUCUUCCCUUUGGCACUCUUGGAGUCCAUAAGAAGACUGCAUUUGCCAAUGCCUCAGUCUGUCUCUUCAUUUUCGACUGUCUUCUAUUCAACGAGGAGACUUUAGUGGAGCAGCCAUUGGCAUACAGGAAAAAAAUACUCUACGAUAACAUCACGGAGGUUCCUAACAAAAUAAUGCUCAGUGAACACACGAUAAUCAAAGAUGGCUCGAAGUUGAACACAAUGAUAAUGGAGACCAUCAAAGCAGGAUUAGAAGGACUGGUUCUGAAGGACACUCAGAGUGUCUAUGAGCCGGGGAAGAGACACUGGCUGAAGGUGAAGAAGGACUACCUGCAGGAUGGGGCCAUGGCCGACACUGCUGACUUGGUCUGUCUGGGUGCUUACUAUGGCACAGGCAAUAAGGGUGGCUUGAUGUCUUCAUUUCUCAUGGGUGUCUACGACGAAGCAUCGAGAUCUUGGCUGACGGUUACAAAAGUCUCAAAUGGAUUCACAGACGCACAGCUGAGCAAAGUCAACAAAGAUCUCAAAAUGACUAAGAUAUCCAAGGAUCCGAACCAAGUGCCACGCAUGUUCAAAAUCAAGAAGCAGCUGGUCCCUGAUUUCGUGAUUAGUGAUAUAAAAGACGCACCUGUUUGGGAGAUCACAGGAGCUGAGUUCACGCAAGCGGAAGGACAUACGGCCGAUGGGAUUUCGAUCCGGUUUCCGAGAGUAACGAAAGUGAGAGACGAUAAGUCUUGGAGGGAGGCAACUGAUUUCAUUCGACUCAAAGUUCUAGUCGCCAAGUCGAAGGAAAACUCGGACAUCGAAUCUAUCAUGUCCAAAAACUCGACGGAUUCACCAACUUUAUCUUCAAGCACAAGAAGUAAAAACAACCAACCAAGUUCAAGCAAAACGUCUCCGCCGUUAAGCCCACGUAAACGAGAAGGUCAACAAACUCCAAUCACAUCGUCGUUUUCUAAAAAGCCGAAGAGAGUAGAACAAAGUGCCUCAUUAAAGAGCCAUUCAACUAAACUGAAAAACAUAUUCACCGAUUAUAAAUUAUUUGUGGGCGACUCAGUUGCGAGUAAAGAGAAGCUAGAGCGUUACUUCAUUGCGUAUGAUGGCGAAACAGUAGAAAGUUAUGAAGUUGAUCGUAAUAAAAUUGUGAUAUGCUCUGACGAAGAAUGGAAAUGCAUGUCGAGUGGAGUCCGAGUGUCGCAGGAGUGGGUUUUCGACAGUGUGAAAGCAGGAGAAGUACAAGAUACGAAAAUAUAUUAAGUUUGAAAAAUAUUCUAUUUGUGUACAUUUGAAAAAUAUUCUAUUUUGUGUACAACAUAAAUUAGUGCAGCGAAAUAUUUUCAUCGAGAAAGAUUAUCAACUGAAUCGUCUCAA
Messenger RNA from Symsagittifera roscoffensis, 2120 nucleotides. Its product is annotated as DNA ligase 3-like. Bases 249 to 2006 code for a protein of 585 amino acids. Gene Ontology annotation, cellular component: nucleus; DNA ligase III-XRCC1 complex. The transcript has 8 exons. The record is from RefSeq and is a predicted model, not a curated record. NCBI's taxonomy places the organism in Eukaryota, Metazoa, Xenacoelomorpha, Acoela, Convolutidae. Gene Ontology annotation, biological process: DNA recombination; double-strand break repair; DNA biosynthetic process. Gene Ontology annotation, molecular function: DNA ligase (ATP) activity; DNA binding; ATP binding.